Triticum turgidum subsp. durum (durum wheat) is the source of this 1554-nucleotide messenger RNA. NCBI's taxonomy places the organism in Eukaryota, Viridiplantae, Streptophyta, Magnoliopsida, Poales, Poaceae. The record is from the annotation of a GenBank genome assembly.
AUGGGCAGCUUGGGCACCAACCCCAUGUCCUUCUCCGCCAUCUCCGACGACAAGGCAGCAUUCGAGCCGCUUAACCCCGAAGAUGUCCGUGCAUACCUUCACAAGGCCGUCGACUUCAUCUCCGACUACUACACCAACAUCGAGUCCAUGCCCGUUCUUCCAAACGUGAAGCCGGGAUACCUGCAAGACGAGCUCAGCGCGUCCCCGCCAACUUACUCCGCACCGUUUGAUGUCACCAUGAAGGAGCUCAGGACCUCUGUCGUCCCCGGCAUGACGCAUUGGGCUAGCCCCAACUUCUUUGCCUUCUUCCCCUCCACCAACAGCGCCGCUGCGAUCGCUGGCGACCUCAUCGCCUCGGCCAUGAACACCGUCGGAUUCACGUGGCAGGCUUCGCCUGCAGCGACCGAGAUGGAGGUCCUCGCUCUCGACUGGCUUGCACAGCUCCUGCGCCUACCCACCACCUUCAUGAAUCGCACUAGCACUGCCCGUGGCACCGGUGGUGGCGUCAUCCUCGGCACGACGAGCGAGGCAAUGCUCGUCACGCUAGUCACCGCCCGUGAUGCAGCGCUGCGUCGAAGUGGCUCGGUCGGCGUGUCUGACAUCCCACGGUUGGCUGUGUACGCUGCCGACCAGACCCACUCCACGUUCUUCAAGGCUUGUCGCCUCGCAGGCUUCGACCCCGCCAACAUCCGGUCCAUCCCUACCGGGCCGGAAACCAACUAUGGGCUCGACCCGGCAAAGCUUCUCGAGGUUAUGCAAGCUGAUGCUGACGCCGGUCUCAUGCCAACAUAUGUCUGCGCGACCGUGGGCACCACAUCUUCCAACGCCGUUGACCCGGUGGGUGCCAUCGCGGACGUGGCCUCCAUGUUCAAUGCAUGGGUCCACGUGGAUGCUGCCUAUGCUGGCAGCGCAUGUAUCUGCCCGGAGUUCCGCCACCAUCUCGACGGGGUCGAGCUAGUGGACUCCAUUAGCAUGAGCCCACACAAAUGGCUUCUCACAUGCCUCGAUUGCACAUGUCUCUACGUCCGUGAUGCUCACCGAUUGAGCGACUCGUUGGAGACCAACCCAGAGUACCUCAAGAACGAUGCUACUGAUUCUGGCGAGGUCACCGAUCUUAAGGACAUGCAGGUUGGCGUCGGUCGGCGCUUCCGUGGGCUCAAGCUUUGGAUGGUCAUGCGCACCUAUGGUACCGCAAAGCUCCAAGAGCACAUCCGUAGUGACGUUGCCAUGGCCAAGAUGUUUGAAGAUUUCGUCCGUGACGACGAUAGGUUUGAGGUGGUCGUACCAAGGAAUUUUGCUCUUGUGUGCUUUAGGAUCAAGGCAAGUGGAGCCAUGACGGAGGAGGAUGCCGACGAGGCCAAUCGCUUGCUAAUGGAGAAUCUCAACAAGACUGGCAAGGCUUAUCUUGCCCACACGGUGGUCGGUGACAAAUUUGUGCUCCGUUUCGCCGUUGGAUCGUCGCUGCAGGAGGAGAGGCAUGUGAGAAGUGCAUGGGACCUCAUCAAGAAGACCACGAGCAUUUAUAUAUACCGACCAAGGGUCUAUAUAUACUAG